Messenger RNA from Drosophila suzukii, 1784 nucleotides. RefSeq lists its product as uncharacterized. NCBI's taxonomy places the organism in Eukaryota, Metazoa, Arthropoda, Insecta, Diptera, Drosophilidae. The record is from RefSeq and is a predicted model, not a curated record.
UUCACAUUCAAUUCAGUCAGCCGACGAUUGUUGAACCCGACCGACGUGCGCGUAUCGUAGCUGGCUUGAUCCGCGGCUUUACUUGUUUAGCGUCAUCGCGCAAAUAUUAGGGUUUUGCUUUAUUUCUGUGGCGUAGUUUUUUUCGGUUCUGUGAAACUUUAAUCAAGAUCAGCAUUAAACAAGGUGCGUACAAAAUAAGUUGUAAAAUAAACGACAGGAGCCGCUGGAAAAGCCAAAAAAUAAACGUCUAGAUCAUAAAUUAAUCAAAACAUUGUUACAACAUAAACGAUUUUCGGACUCGGACUCUCUAUUUUUGCUGAGAGGGCAAAAUAAGUCAGUAAAAGAGGAGGCCAACAACAAAAUGUGCCGCUGCUGUCAAAACUGUUGGGAAGAUUUCUAUUGGAACUGCUUCGAGGAGCGUUUUUGCUACGACGAAUCGAUCGCCAACUACAAUCCCGAGGAGGACGAAGACUACUUGGAAUCCAGAAAGAAUGGCCAGAUUAUUGGGCGCAUUCAGCCUACAUCGACGGAUAAUAAUAAUUUGUUGACGGCGCCCCAGCCAAUUUGCGAUCAGCCGCAAAUGAGGCAAGGCAUCUCGAGCUUGGGCCUGAGCCUAAUGAGCGCCAAGAUUCACGAAGAGGACUAUCGGCGGGAGACUCAGAUCAAUGUGCCCAAUUUGGGACCGGAGAUAUUGGCGGUGUUUGCCAAUUCGCAGAUCUUCCAGGACCAUCAGCCCACCAAGCUAAACCGGAUCAGCACUAAGACCUAUCUAGCCGGGAUACAUUCGCCGCAUCGCGAGAUGCCAACGACUCCGAGACCCAGUGAUCAGGAUCGAUUGUUGCGACGUCUGGAAGGCGAUGAUACGGAUGCAAGAACAGGAUCGACGGACAAGCGAAUUACAUUCACUUUGGCGCCCAGUUCCGCUGAAUGCUCUCCUUCGGGAAGCCAAACGACCCUUACUCCCAAGAAAUUUGAAGCCAUUGCCGAAGAGGAGAAGGAGGAUGUAAAGGCCGAAGAGGAGGUAGUGCUGCGACCUAGACUGAUCGACCGCCAUCCCCACUUGUUGUCCAAUCCCAGCGUUCUUCGAUCCGCUAAAAGCGUUCCGCACAUGAAUGUACGAUCGUCGGCCAGCGAAACGGAUAUAUUCUCAAUUAGCGGCACCAUGACCGGAAGCAGCCAAAUCAGCAUGACGCCCGAGGUGCCCUCCAUAUCGUUCAACAAUCUGCCGAAAAACUACGAAGACACGCCCACCAUCGAAAAAUACAGGGUAUCACAGAGUCUUUAUUCCAUCCAGACGGCAAAUGCAGCUCGGGCCACCCAAGAUGAUUACUCGAUGCCACGCUAUUUCCGUCGAUCUGCCAUGCUUCUGACCCAGAGCUCCGAAGUUCUGCCGGGUUCCAGUUCAAUGGUCUCCAUGUCGCCAUCAAUCACCUCUUCUUCUGCUUCGCCGGGAUCGUCCAAGGACGAGCUGAGACGACCCGAGAAGGAGAAGAACAAACGACUCCAGAUGCUGCGCGGAAAUCUCCCGCCCCUGCUUAUCCACUCUGUGUCUUUCAAACGCAACCGUGACGAGGGAAAGCAAAUGCACUAGUUGCAUUCCCCAAAUAUGUGUAUAUUUUUAACCCCUUUGUCUAUGUUUACUGUUUAAAAUAUCUUAGCUUUUCGUUCUGCUCACGCGUUUUCUGUUUUAUGUUCUAAGCGAAGAUUUUGUCUAUCCAAUUCACUCAGUAUUCGGAUGAAGUAUAUUUUACGUUUGAUUACAAAAUAAAUUAUGUUUUACCCCC